Molecule: messenger RNA, 1980 nt
Organism: Trifolium pratense (red clover)
Lineage: Eukaryota; Viridiplantae; Streptophyta; Magnoliopsida; Fabales; Fabaceae
Product: magnesium transporter MRS2-1-like
Exons: 6
Coding region: 287-1639 (450 amino acids)
Biological process (GO): magnesium ion transport; transmembrane transport
Cellular component (GO): membrane
Molecular function (GO): magnesium ion transmembrane transporter activity
Source: RefSeq, a predicted model, not a curated record
AAUAUGAGAAUGAAUAAUAGUCAUUAGAUUAAAAUGAAUGGUUGAGAUUAAAACACUUUUUAAUGUGUCUAUUACACUCAAUCACAAACCGUUAAACUUCUCUCUUCCUUCCUUCGAAGAAUCUUUCUCUUCCCUGCGGCCGUCUCUCUCUUCCGGCGACCAUCUCUCCCUCGGCGAACAACUCUCUCUCCUCUCUCGCGGUGACCUUGCAUAUCUUUCUAUCUCCCGGAAAACACGUUGAUGAUUGUGAGGUUGAAGCAAAGUGAAAAGUUACCAAACCUCCACCAUGGCAGAUCUUAAAGAGCGACUGCUCCCGCUGAAACCUGCAUCAGCUAUUAACUUAAGAGAGUCCGUCGUCAACCGACCAACUGCCUCUGGAAGGCAUGCUUUUCAAGGAGUCGAUGUUGUCGAGGUCAAGAAGCGUGGCCAAGGUCUUAAAUCCUGGAUUCGUGUUGACACAUCUGGAAAUUCUCAGGUCAUUGAGGUAGACAAGUUUACUAUGAUGCGUCGUUGUGAUCUUCCUGCCCGUGAUCUUCGCCUACUUGAUCCUGUCUUUGUCUAUCCAUCAACAAUCCUUGGUAGGGAGAAGGCUAUUGUUGUAAAUCUGGAGCAGAUACGCUGCAUUAUUACAGCAGAUGAGGUCCUUCUGUUGAAUUCCCUUGAUAAAUAUGUAUUGCAAUAUGUGAUUGAUCUUCAACGAAGGUUGACAACAACUGGGGGAGGCGAGGUGGGUGAUGUAGGCGAGGUCUGGCAAUCAGACCAUUCUGAAAUGAACCAAAGGAGAGGCAGUAGGAAUUUUGAAAAUUUAUACAGCAACACUUCCCCUGAUUACUUACCUUUUGAAUUCAGGGCUCUUGAAGUUGCCCUCGAGGCGGCGUGCACAUUUCUUGACACCCAGGCAGCAGAGUUAGAAAUUGAGGCUUAUCCGUUGCUGGAUGAACUGACAUCAAAGAUUAGUACUCUAAAUUUGGAACGCGUACGUCGGUUGAAAAGCAGACUUGUUGCCCUGACUAGGAGGGUUCAGAAGGUUAGAGACGAAAUAGAGCAGCUUAUGGAUGAUGACGGUGAUAUGGCUGAAAUGUACCUUACGGAGAAGAAAAGACGGAUGGAAUUAUCAUUUUAUGGAGAUCAGUCUAUGCUUGGAUAUAGAUCAGUUGACGGUGCAUCUAUCUCUGCUCCAGUCACUCCUGUUUCAUCACCACCUGAUUCUAGAAGGCUUGAGAAGAGCUUGAGCAUGGCUAGGAGUCGACAUGAGAGCAUGAGGAGUAGCGAAAGUAAUACAGAAAAUAUAGAAGAGCUUGAGAUGUUGUUAGAAGCAUACUUUGUUGUCAUUGACAGCACUCUAAACAAGUUGACAUCGUUAAAAGAAUACAUAGAUGACACGGAAGAUUUCAUCAACAUUCAACUGGAUAAUGUGCGGAAUCAGCUUAUCCAGUUUGAGCUUUUGCUCACAACUGCAACAUUUGUGGUUGCAAUAUUUGGAGUGGUGGCAGGAGUAUUUGGGAUGAACUUUGAAAUUCCAUUCUUUGAUGUCCCAUCUGCAUUCCAGUGGGUCCUUAUAAUAACAGGAGUUUGUGGAGUGUGUAUAUUUUCUGCAUUUGUAUGGUUCUUCAAGUACAGAAGACUCAUGCCCCUAUAAGAAUCUACACCAACAUGAACAUGAUUCAAACAAUUGCAAGAUGGCAUAUGAUGUUUUGGUCUUAAUCAUCCGGAUCUCAGGAAAAAAAGGACCUGGUAAUCCGGAAUAUGAUGUUUUGUGUUUGUUAUGCAAUCAUAAAAUUCAAAUGCAAAGCCCCGGCUGCAAUUUUCUAAAUUCAAUUUUGUAUCAAUUUUAGGCAAUUCCAAAUGGUAUUCUGAUACGUCAAUCAAUGUAUGUAUAGUUAGACUAAAUUAAUAAUUGAUGGACAAAUCAUCUUCUUAGUUCCGAUUUGUCUUUCUUUGUUUUCUAUAUAGACUCUCACUCUACAAAGUUUCUUUCAA